AUGGCGUCUCGAGAGAAAACUGAUCAGUCAGUAUCAUCUAAAUCGAGUUGUAACAUACAUGUAAUAUUCCGGUUCGCAGAUUGGAUAGAUAUAGUUCUGAUGGUACUUGGAACGGUGGGAGCCAUUGGAGAUGGCAUGUCUACAAAUGUGGCGUUAGUGUUUGCAAGCAAGAUCAUGAAUAGCUUGGGCUACGGUCAACACAAUCCUCAUACCACUACUUUCAAGGACGAGGUUCAGAAGUGCAGCUUAUACUUCGUAUACUUGGGAUUGGCUAUCCUGGGAGUGGCAUUUAUGGAGGGGUAUUGUUGGAGCAAAACAAGCGAAAGACAAGUGGAGAAGAUUCGUCGAACAUAUCUUAAAGCUGUUCUCCGACAAGAAGUUUCUUUCUUUGAAUCAGAAGAUGCUUCCAUUUCUGAAAUUAUUCACACCAUUUCCACUGACACUUCUCUCAUCCAACAACUUCUUAGUGAAAAGGUGCCCAUAUUCUUGAUGAACACAUCAGUGUUCAUUACAGGCCUCGUGUUUGCGGCAUACUUCUCAUGGAGAUUAACCCUAGUAGCCCUCCCAUCACUUCUUCUUCUUCUAAUCCCAGGGUUGAUCUAUGGCAAGUACCUUGUUUAUUUAUCUAAAAAAUCCUACAAGGAAUACGCCAAAGCAAACUCGAUCGUGGAACAGGCUCUAAGCUCCAUCAAGACCGUUCUUUCAUUCACGGCUGAGACUCAAAUCAUCAAGAGCUACUCAGAGAUCUUAGAAAGACACAAAAAGCUUGGCUUAAAGCAAGGUCUGGCCAAAGGUUUAGCCGUGGGAAGCACAGGGAUCUCUUUCACCAUAUGGGCUUUUCUUGCGUGGUACGGGAGCAGAUUGGUGAUGCACAAACAAGAAACCGGUGGACGCAUUUACGCAGCCGGGAUCUCUUUCAUCUUGAGUGGCCUGUAA
Molecule: messenger RNA, 936 nt
Organism: Eruca vesicaria subsp. sativa (arugula)
Lineage: Eukaryota; Viridiplantae; Streptophyta; Magnoliopsida; Brassicales; Brassicaceae
Source: the annotation of a GenBank genome assembly